GCGGCCCCCGGGAGCGGCGGCGGCCAUGGCAGACGAGGAGGAGGACGUGCCGUUUGAAGAAGACGCGGAAGAAGCCGGAGGGGGCCUGGACGGCGGGCAAGGCAGGAGGAAGAGGCUGUUCUCCAAAGAACUAAGAUGCAUGAUGUAUGGAUUUGGGGAUGACCAGAACCCUUACACAGAAUCAGUGGACAUUCUCGAGGACCUGGUAAUAGAGUUUAUCACAGAAAUGACACACAAGGCCAUGUCAAUCGGACGGCAGGGUCGUGUACAGGUUGAGGACAUUGUCUUUCUCAUCCGCAAGGACCCCCGGAAGUUUGCCAGAGUUAAAGACCUCCUAACUAUGAACGAAGAACUGAAACGAGCCAGAAAGGCCUUUGAUGAAGCGAACUACGGAUCUUGAUUCUGUGUGUAGGCUGCACUGGGGCAUUACUUGGGCACCUGCUGCCCAAGAGGAAGGAACAUCGUGUUGUUUGGAGGGGUUAUUCAGGAUGGAGGUCACUGCUGGGGUGUCUGCCCUCGGUCCCAGCCUUUUCUGAAAAGUACUCAAGCAGCUUAAUGUUAUCUGACUGUAUGUGGCAUACUUAUGUAUGUUUAUACCAUUUUAUGGAAUGAGAAAAGAGCUCUAAAGAUUUUGGUAAUGGCAGAAAGUCUGUCUGAAGUAGGCCUCUGUUGAAUCACAUAUUGAGAGGGCUAAUGCUGGGUGAUUCUCUACAAGUAUUUCAGUUAUCACUAGGUAUUCCCACAGUGGGAGACCUAGAAAAUAGAUCCUAAUUAACUGGACAAAGUUUUCAAAGGCAAACUACUAUGGAAGUUUUGCUCUUAGCUUGGUGUAUGCUCUAUGAAUAAAACAUUUUAAGUUUGUGCCCACUCUUCGUAACUAAACUUACCUUGACUAAUUCACGUGAAGUGCAUAAUAGAGAUUUUUUAGCACUUAAUUGGCUAGGAAGGUUAUUUUUUUCUUCUGUCCCAGUGGGCAGAGCUCUCUCGUUUUCCACCAAUAUUAAGCUUCAGAAAGGGAACUUAACUGAUUUACUUGCACAUACAGCCCAUUAGGCAGGUGCUCUACAAUAAAGCAGAUUCCUGUUCUUCA
Molecule: messenger RNA, 1090 nt
Organism: Apus apus (common swift)
Lineage: Eukaryota; Metazoa; Chordata; Aves; Apodiformes; Apodidae
Gene: TAF13
Product: TATA-box binding protein associated factor 13
Exons: 4
Coding region: 26-400 (124 amino acids)
Biological process (GO): transcription by RNA polymerase II
Cellular component (GO): transcription factor TFIID complex
Molecular function (GO): protein heterodimerization activity
Source: RefSeq, a predicted model, not a curated record